AGAAUGAUAGGUGAAGAAAACUGUGGAUAUGAUGAAUCUGGAUCUGUUGAUAAACUACCAAAAUCUGUCAAGUAUUUGUUUGAGUGCCCGGUUUGCCUGGAUUUUGCCUGGCCACCGAGAAAAAUAUUCCAGUGCCAGGAGGGGCAUAUAGUGUGUGAAGUGUGCUACAGUAACACUGAUCUUCAGAACUGUCCAAUCUGUAGAAUCCCAAUACGGGAGCAAGGACAAGUCUCGAGGAACAGACAACUUGAAGAACUGUCCUCGGCACUCUACGCUUUGGAACCGUCGUCUUCCACCUCCGGUCCCCCGCCUGUCUCAGGGAACGCUAUACUGGCCGGACAUCAGCUGACUGGAACUCAAUUACGGUCCGGAACACCAAUCCUGGAUCCUAAUGCCCCAUCUGCUCCACCAUACAGUUCCAUCACGGUGGCUGGUGUUGAGAAUUCAGAGGCUGCUGAUCAGAGGUCAGAGGAUUAUAUAGAGGAGGAGGGGGAGGAUACAGAUGAAUCAGAGGAAUCUGAGGAGGUAUCUAUCUAUCUAUCUAUCUAAAAGUAUCUAUCUAUU
Eurytemora carolleeae is the source of this 564-nucleotide messenger RNA. RefSeq lists its product as uncharacterized. The record is from RefSeq and is a predicted model, not a curated record. The coding region runs from base 4 to 549 and encodes 181 amino acids. NCBI's taxonomy places the organism in Eukaryota, Metazoa, Arthropoda, Copepoda, Calanoida, Temoridae. The transcript is spliced from 4 exons.